Molecule: messenger RNA, 3223 nt
Organism: Exaiptasia diaphana
Lineage: Eukaryota; Metazoa; Cnidaria; Anthozoa; Actiniaria; Aiptasiidae
Product: ephrin receptor 1
Exons: 18
Coding region: 159-3200 (1013 amino acids)
Biological process (GO): axon guidance; cell surface receptor protein tyrosine kinase signaling pathway; protein phosphorylation
Cellular component (GO): neuron projection; plasma membrane
Molecular function (GO): ATP binding; transmembrane-ephrin receptor activity; protein binding
Source: RefSeq, a predicted model, not a curated record
ACGAGCAUAUUUAUUCAUAUUAAGGUAGAAAGCGAAUUACUCUGCUGAAAAGUAGACUGGCAAAUACUGUUAAAUGAUAUUAUACCUUUGAUUAAUUUUCUGGGAUUGUUUGAAGAAAAGUUUGUGCAAACAAUAAUAGGUUGACUAUUUGUCCUGUCAUGAACUGGGAAUUUCUUUCCUUAGUUUCUGUCUUAAUUCUUGUCUCCAGUACCUUUAAAACUUGGAGUGAAGCAAAAAAUGAAACUAUCAUUAAAGUACCGUAUAAGAAUGAACAAUCUGUAUGGACAUGGUCUUGGACCAAUCAGUGGACUACGAGAAAUGAUGAAGAUGGUAAAGCGCUUUUUUAUGUUUGUGACAAAACUCCACACGGUGAYCCAAACAAGUGGAUCAGAAGCAAUAAGUUCCUGGUUGGCGAUGCAAAAAGAAUUGAUGUCACUGUUAAAUAUGGUGUUAUCAAAUGCUCUAGUUUGCCCUUAAUCCAGCAAUGCAAAGAAAAGUUAAAACUUCAUGUCUUUAAGACUGCAGAACAUCAUACGCUUACAACAAAUAAAGUCCCAGAACCUUGGAAAAAUCCUGAAGUAUAUCAUAUAUUCGGAACAUUAUCUCCAGCAAACCUGUCAUCUGGCGGUUUCUUGAGAAGUUUUACCAAUACCGAGACGCAUUCGUUUUUUACAAAUUCUUCAACGCCAUACCAUUAUUUUGCUGUACAAUAUCAAGGAGGAUGCUUUGAGUUGUACAGUGUUACCAUCAGUUAUUCGGUCUGUCCAUCAUUAUUUCUUCCAAUCUUAUUACCAAGAACUGUAGCCCCAGUUAACGGUGCACAAGUUCAAGUGCAAGGAUCAUGUUCCAAGAAUGCUGAGCCAGCAGAUAAGAACGUUCCCAUAUAUGGACACUGUCAAGCGAACGGUGAAUGGAGUGGUACUGCAAUGAGUGGCAAGUGUUUGUGCAAAUCUGGUUAUGGAAAGUACUUGAAUGGAUCUGAUGCAGUUUGCAAAGAUUGUCCACAUGGCACCUUUCAAGAUACACCGAGUGAAAGUGCAUGCAAAGCCUGCCCACUAAACAGUGUACAAGAUUUGAAUAGAAUGAGGUGUAAUUGCGCUUCUUCCUUCUACAGAACAAAGGACCAAACGAUAUUUGACAAUUGCGAUGCACAGCCUUCUGCUCCCAGAGAUUUCAGAGCAACAUUUCUGAACGCAACCACAGCUAUUAUACAAUGGAAGACACCUUCCAAUCUUGGUGGACGGAAAGACAUGUACUAUGAACUGCAGUGUCAAAAGUGUGACAAUGAAGGCAAAAACUGCAGCUUAAAGUGCGCCACAGCAAAGAUUACCCAUUCUCCAAGACACAGUAGCAAAGCCACCGUAAAGCACCUCUCUGCCUACGCGUAUUACCAGUUCAAAGUGUUUGCAAAAAAUGGAGUAACCCAUUUAGCAGAAAAGAAUGGCGAAAAACCAAAGUAUGCAGUAGUUACAAAAAGAACAGGAGAAUCAGUUCCCGGUUCACCUGUUUUGAAAAUUGUAUUUAUGAGCCCCACCUCUGUGCUUUUAAGUUGGACCUUGACAGAGAAAAAUGGCGAAAUAACUUACUACCAAGUCAUCUAUUAUCCUGUUAAAGAUAAGUCAAGUAGAUAUAUCUUCAACACAUCUGAAAACAGUCUCACAAUUAAUGGACUGGACAAAGGAACGGAAUACCACUUCGAGGUACGUGCUGCAACCAAACUUGGGGUAGGAUCUGUCGGCAGUACGCAGAUAGCCAUAACUAAAGGGAAAGGUGGUGAUACCAACAUUCCAACCAACGGUGCAACCAAUACAAUUGUAGCAGUCCUUGCAUCAAUAGUCGUUGUUGGUUUAUUAACCAUCGUCGUUUUUAUCCUGAGGAAGAGAAGAGUGCUCCAUCCUUCUGAAGAGACAGUAAGAUAUGUUCCUGGCAACAGGGCACAUAACACGGAUAUCAGUCCAGCUGACCCAUCUGAAGAAUUCACAGAUCAAGUAGCUAUAAACGACCCUGAAGAAACCUCAAUUCCAAGAAAUGAGAGUAACGUGCCGUAUCACAUACCAGAUUUGGAUGUAUCUGAAGAAUCCACAGAACAAGCAGCUGUUCCAGCAAACCAUUUUGAAGAAACCACAAAUCCGACAAAUGAGCAGAACAUGGCACAUGUUCCCUCAGACACCAGGCUAAAUAACGUAACGGAAGAACCCACAAAUCAAGUAGCUAUUCCAGUGAGUCGUUCUCAAACCACAAAUCCGACAAAUGAGCAUAAUGCAUCCGACCUUCACGACCCCAUCUGGGAAGUUCCAAGGGAAAACCUGACAUUGGAAAAUAGACUUGGUGAAGGGCACUUUGGUUUUGUUCAUAAAGCGAGGGCUAUUGGUUUGCGUGGAUGCCCUGGGCAGGUGAUAGUCGCUGUGAAGACUCUUAAAGAUAAUGCAGAUGAGAUACAAAURAAGAUAGGCAAAAGAGACUUCCUGAACGAACUUAAACUGAUGAAGAAACUAGAACCCCACCCUCAUGUUGUGAAACUAUUAGGUUGCUGUACAAGACCUGGUGAGCCAAUGUGCAUUAUUCUCGAGUAUCACGAAAAUGGAGAUCUCCUUGGAUACUUGAAACGACUCCGUAAUAGUGUGACAUCACAAGAUUUGAUACACUUUGCUUGGAUGACAGCUGAUGGCAUGAGUUUCUUAGCGGAUAAAAUGAUUAUACAUCGUGAUCUUGCUGCUCGUAAUAUUCUUGUUGGUGAAAAUAAAAUCUGCAAGAUAUCAGAUCUUGGACUUGCAAGGGAAAUAAGAGUCGAUACAAUCUACGUUAAAAAAACCGAAGAAGCUAUGUUACCGACCAGAUGGAUGCCACCAGAGUCAAUUUUAGAAAAUAAGUCCUCCAUUGCUAGCGAUGUGUGGUCAUAUGGUAUUGUAUUGUGGGAAAUCUUUACUUUAGGUGUUAACGACAUACCUUAUCCUACAAUGAGUUUCGAAGUCUUAAGAGAAAAACUUMAGAGAAAAGAAGGCUACAGAAUGCCAAAACCAGCCCAUAUAUCAGAGACUCUAUACUCAUUAAUGUUAAGAUGCUGGAAAAAAAAAMCCGAGGAGAGACCUUCUUUUAGAGAGAUAAGAAAGGAAAUCAGGACAUUCUACAAGGACGCCAAGAGUCACAUUAACCUUGAUAUAUUUGAUGAAGCUUCGCAAGUCAACGCCGAGGUCUGUUAGAGAUACAGGAUACAGGACUCUCU